Molecule: messenger RNA, 1206 nt
Organism: Chaetomium fimeti
Lineage: Eukaryota; Fungi; Ascomycota; Sordariomycetes; Sordariales; Chaetomiaceae
Exons: 1
Coding region: 361-1041 (226 amino acids)
Source: RefSeq, a predicted model, not a curated record
ACCCAGUCUGCUGGAGGAGUUGGGCUUCGUCAACGUGCAGAGGAAGGUGUUUCACAUGCCCGUGGGCGAGUGGGCGCGAGACUCCCACCUGCGGCUCCUCGGCGGCUAUUUCCGCGAGGUCGUUGUCGAUUUCGUGGGGGCCAUGGCCUCACGGCCGCUCGUCGAAGCCGGGGUCGACAAAGAAGAGAUCGCGGACCUCGUCAGAGAUAUCACGGAGGCGGCCAGCAACAGACGCAUCCACGGCUAUCUGCCGAUCCACUUCGUCUGGGCCCAAAAGCCGCCAGCCUGAACACCACACACGGCCAGAUAUUGCUAUCCUCCCCGAAGCAACCAGCCAGUCCCGGGGCGUCCCACCACACGAUGAAGAAUAACACCCCGAACCCAGCAAGCCCAUGCAACGCAACCUGCACGCGAGUCAGCCAGCCAUCCAUCCAUCCGAUAUCCCCAACCCAGCCGGCCACUCACCACAGCUCCCGAGACCGACCGACCGACCAAAGUUCCCAAGGAGAGAGAAGAGAGACCCCGACCCGUCACCGAACGCUCCCCAAUUUGCCGAGCGAGAGAACCCGACCGGGCAGCUGCACGACGCCGUUCCCGGCUUCUUUUUUUUUGGCCCUCUUUGACCGAACCGACCCCUCAUCGUGCCGGCCCCAGGCGUGGCGUUGCAGUGCAUGCUGCGUUCGAUGCGGGUCUGGCCCGCCCGUGCGGCCGCCCCCCCUUUUCCCCCUCUCCCCGCCCGCCCUCAUGGGCGUCCCCAUGGGCGUUUGGGUGUUCAUAUGGUAUGCAUGCCGGGGAGAGAGGAAGGGAGUCCCGCUGUGGGUGGUGGGUGUGGUUGAUGGCUGGUUUGGUUGUGCCGUGCCGUGUUUGCCGGGGUUUGGGCGGUGGUGCUGUCCGGAUUCUAUGGGGGGUGGUGGGCGUGGGUGGUUGGGUUUGGGGAUAUGGGAGGUGUGGAUUUGUGCCGGUGGAAGGGAAGGGAGUAAAGAACCAUGUGCGUUUCCCUUGUCGGCUUUGAUAGGGCGAUUCGGAUGCCGAGAUCGUUGACGUCGGGUUCCCGAGAGACUGGCUGUUCAGUGAGGUACUUGUAAAACUUGUUAACGGGAACGGUCAAGGCUUCCUGUGGAAGGGAUGCGAGGCUGCCUACCUAUUCGUACCUAGGUAUAUAGGUAUCUGAUCGAACAAGCUAUCCCAUCCCCAUUUGCGUUAGGU